AUGGCAUCCAACAACAAUCAUGAUCGUGCUCCUGGCGAAAGUUCGCCAACGCAAGAUUCAAUUCCUUUACAGAAUCUUUCCAGGGAUGAAAUUGACGAUUUUGACACAACGAGCGAGCGUCGUGGGAGGAGGAGAAGCAGUAGCGCAAAGACUGGACAUGGGCCCAGGCGGUCACUACUCACCGGCGGAGGUUUUAAGACAUACGAGCGCGUUGCAGAAGAUUCGCCGGAUCCUGUUGACAGAGUUGGUCUGCAUGUCAUGCAGCAAUCUUCGACAAGAAUAAAGGAGAAUAAUCCCUAUGCACUCGAUGACCAUGACUUGGACGACGACCCGGGGGGGUUCGGCCUUGGUUACCGUACAGCUUCAUCGCGGCGUUCCGAAAACGAAGAAUUCAUGAUGACUUCCUUCCCAGAGCCCUCUGAGAAUGACUUUCUUUCUUCAACAAUAAUGACGGAUGAUACCACUCGUUUAACGGAUAAGAAAUACCUCCAACCGAUCAGCGGUGCUACAGAUGUCGACGAGCAGGAAGCACGGGCGAGCAUGCAGAGCAUAAGACUGGGCAAUAGUAUCAGUAGUUCACGGUUAGGGGAUGACUUGGUUAAUCUGGAAAAUGGGCUAGGAGGAAGACGGGGCAGCAACAGUGAAGGUGGUAGCCCUUCUCGCUCGCGCUCAUUAUCGCCUUCAGUGUCAGGCUCGGCUUUGCAUAGGGCAGGAACCGUCAUGCAGCUGAUGUCGCAACGUGUCGUUAACCUGAGUAACGAGCCUGUUGAGCAGGCAAUAUUACGAAGGGAGUCACUGAAGAAUAGACCAACAAGUUCGCCAUCCAUGCACAGCUAUGAUGACGAGCCACAGCGAACUCAGCAUGUGGCGGAGAAAGCUGCUCCCCGAGGCCCAUGGAGGACCCAUGCCAAUCCGUUUAAAGGCAAAUCCGUCGGCAUCUUCAGUCCGGAUAAUCGAUUAAGAGCAUUGCUAUGUGAUGUUUUGGUACACCCAUUCACUGAACCUUUCCUCUUACUGGUCAUUGUCGUCCACGCCGUAUUAUUGGCUGUCCAGUCAGCUCAUUCAGUCUAUAGUCAUCCGAGGUCAUUUGGAUGGGGCUUAGAGAAGAUUGAUUAUGCCUUGUUUGCCAUCUUCGUCAUCUACACUAUAGAGCUAUCCAUGAGAAUUAUAGUCUCUGGCUUCAUCUGGAAUGCGGCAGAGUAUAGUACCCUGGACAGGUCGCUCGGUUACAAGAAAGCAUUGUCUGAACGAGGCAGGACUUUAUUCUCUCUUCAGCGAGGACCAUCAACGAAGAAGAAAUCAGUCGGAUUCGAGGAUAGUCAAGUCACCCAUCUGCGCAAGACUUUUACCGGGUUGCAACCGCCUGCAGAUUCUUCAGAUGACCCUCGCCAUGGCUCACGCAAGCGGCUCGCUCACAGAGCGUUCCUCAGACAUUCUUUUAAUCGAUUGGAUUUUCUUGCUGUUAUCUCAUAUUGGAUCUCGUUUGCUCUACAUGUAGUAGGCUUCGCUUCCAAGCACAAUAUUUAUAUCUUCCAGAUGCUCAGUUGUCUACGUUUACUCCGACUUCUGGGCAUUACUGAUGGCACUUCGGUUAUCCUUCGAAGCCUUAAAAAGGCCGCUCCGCUGCUCCUCCACGUCGCAUUCCUCAUUGGAUUCUUUUGGUUGCUUUUUGCGAUUGUUGGAAUUCAAAGUUUCAAGUCCAGCUUUCGCAGAAGUUGUGUCUGGAUUGACCCUGAGGGUCAGAGUAAUUUCACCAUGAAUGAUCCUUACAAUGUGUUCCAACUAUGUGGUGGCUACCUUGAUAACACUACCGGAACCCCGUUACCUUGGGUUUAUGCAGAUAAUACUCCUUCUUCUUUCGAACCAAAAGGUUACCUUUGCCCGCAAGGCUCUAUGUGCAUUGAAGGGACCAAUCCGUACAACGGGACAGUCAGUUUUGACAAUAUCUUCAAUUCCCUUGAACUCGUUUUCGUCAUCAUGAGUUCUAACACAUUCACCGACCUCCUAUACUAUACUACGGACUCAGAUUACCUAGCAACUGCACUGUUUUUCGCUGUUGGAUUCGUACUUCUAAGCCUAUGGAUGGUGAACUUGUUGGUUGCCGUGAUCACGUCCUCGUUCCAGGUUAUUCGGGAGGAGAGCCGACAGAGCGCUUUCGCCAUGGAGAAUGUUCAGGAUCCUGUUAAUGAUGAGGUAGAACAGCAUCGAGUUAACAACCUCAAAUAUAUGUACGACAAAACAAAAUGGCUAUGGAAUACGCUUAUUGCGUACGACCUCAUCGUACAGUGUAUUCGGAGCUCGACCAUGAGCCGAUCUACGGAGAGAUUUAUCAGUGACACUGAAACGGCGGUUACAUUCGUUCUCUUGUUGGAGAUUAUCAUACGUUUUGUGGUGGAUUGGAGACAUUUCCAUAAGAGCCGUCGCAACCUUUUUGAUCUAUUUCUCGCGGUGAUUACGUGUAUCAUACAAAUUCCGCGUAUUCAUGACUCCGGCCGAGCAUAUGCGGCUCUCACCCUUUUCCAAAUUUUGCGAAUCUACCGUCUCGUUCUGUUAUUCUCUGUCACUAGAGAUCUCAUCAUGGUAGUCUUUCGAAACGUCGUGGGUUUGCUUAACCUGAUACUUUUCGCUUUCUUGAUGACUUUUCUAGCAGCUCUUUUUGCAGUGCAGCUGUUCCGUGGUAUGAUUCCAGAAAACGACUCUGGUGGGAAUUCGAUUCAGGUCACAUUUUUCAACAUAUACAAUGCUUUUCUAGGAAUGUACCAAAUUCUUUCUAGCGAGAACUGGACUGAUAUCCUCUAUGAUGGCACGAACUUCACUACCGGUUAUGGUACAGCCUGGAUUUCGGCCUCGUUUUUUACCAUGUGGUUCAUUCUUGCCAACUUCAUUAUUUUGAACAUGUUUAUUGCAGUCAUCCAAGAAAGCUUUGAUGUAUCUGAGGAUCAGAAACGCCUACAUCAGGUGAAGGCCUUUCUACAACAAAAGGAACUUGGCUCCUCGGCAAGCAACCUUUCUUUGACGUCUAUAUUCAAAUUUGGCCGCGACAGCGCCAAGUAUAGCGGACCUCUAGACUAUGGACCGGCGACCACGGAGAUGCUUUUAAAGGACGCUGUAGUCAAGGAAUUUUUGGACGAGCAAUUUGAUUCAUUCGACACCCAAGCUUCCAACCAGACUUCCAUGGGGAGGAACGCAGCUCGGUCAAGCUUUUUAUCGACAAUAUUGGGAACAAGAUCUUGGAAGGCCUUAUUUGAAAAAGAGGCCAAUCCCUUUUACUCCAAGUUGAAAUUUUCGAGGCCAUACGAUGAACUGGAUCCUCGUACUCUAGCGAAAGAGGUUGUCAUGGCGUCUGAGCAACGCAAAGUAGCCCAAAGAGAAUACCUUCAACGAUAUCCGCUGUAUAAUAAAUCAUUAUACCUCUUUGCAAUCAACAACCCCAUUCGAAGAGCGUGUCAGCGAAUGGUCGGCGCAGGCCGCGGCAAUCAUCGAUUCGAAGGAGUCGAACCUUAUAAGCCGCUGUGGUACUCUUUCUCCGCGUUCAUCUAUGCUUGUAUUGUCGCAAUGGUCUUGCUGGCCUGUAUCACGACCCCACUUUAUCAGCGGGAAUAUUUUAUGGGCAAGAAAUACGAAACCCACAAUUGGUUUGUCUGGUCUGAUGCCGUGUUUGCGACAAUCUUUACGAUAGAAGGUAUCAUCAAAGUAGUUGCCGAUGGCUUUUUCUGGACUCCAAACGCCUACCUUCGAAGCUCCUGGGGAUUUCUUGACGGCGUUGUGCUUGUAACGCUCUGGAUCAAUGUCUUCACGUCUUUGUAUACUAAUGGCAGUGUGUCCAGAAUCGUCGGGGCUUUCAAAGCUCUGAGGGCGUUGAGGCUGCUUAACGUUAGUGAUAGUGCAAGAGAUACGUUUCAUUCCGUUAUCAUCGUCGGUGGAUGGAAUGUUAUUUCUGCUGCCUUCGUUUCGUUGAGUUUCCUCAUUCCCUUCGCCAUCUACGGAUUGAAUCUAUUCAAUGGGCAAAUGAUAUCUUGCAACGAUUCUGACAUAUCAGGGAGCCUCAAUGCAUGUGUAGGGGAAUUCAACAGUUCGCCGUAUAACUGGGAUGUCUUGGCGCCCAGAACAGCCUCCAACUCGUACUACAAUUUCGAUGAUUUCGGCCAGUCCCUCUUCAUUCUCUUCCAAAUUGUGUCUCAGGAGGGCUGGAUUGACGUUCAAUGGAGUGCCGAGAGUAUUACAGGGCGUGGUCUACAACCUCAACCUUUCGCUUCACAAGCUGAUGGUCUUUUCUUUGUCGUCUUCAACAUACUUGGUUCGGUCUUUGUGCUGACGCUGUUUGUGACUGUCUUCAUGCGAAACUACACGGAACAGACUGGAGUUGCCUUUUUGACUGCAGAGCAACGUUCAUGGCUCGAAUUGCGCAAGCUGCUACGGCAGAUUUCACCUUCUAAGCGCUCGAAAAACGCCACCGCCGAAGAUGUGCUCUUCCUAAUCUUGACGCUCUUCUACGUCGCAGAUAUCUUUAUACGCAUCGUCGGACUGGGAUGGUCUCGUUUCAGACGGAGUUCAUGGGAUCUCUAUUCCCUUUUGGCAGUACCUGGAACUUUAGUGACAGUGACAUUAGGGUUCGGCCUCAGCAGCACCAAUGUUAUCCAGCAACUCAAUAAGCUAUUUCUAGUGUCAAUCACCCUGCUGCUCAUUCCACGCAACAAUCAACUCGAUCAGCUUUUCAAGACGGCUGCUGCUAGUUUGACGUCUAUCAUCAACUUGUUAGCAACCUGGUUCGUUUUAUUUCUCGUGUUCGCUAUCGCCAUGACGCAGACGUUUGGUCUCACGAAGUUUGGAGAGAACGAAACGAAUAACAUUAAUUUUCGUGAUGUCCCAAAAGCUCUGAUUUUCCUCUUCCGCACGAGUGCGGGAGAAGGUUGGAACCAAUUCAUGGAGGACUUUGCUGGCAUGAGGCCUCCGUAUUGUACGGCAAGUGAUGAAUUUUUGGACUCAGACUGUGGGAGCGAGGGAUGGUCUCGCAGUCUAUUUAUUGCGUGGAACGUGAUCAGCAUGUACCUUUUUGUGUCAUUGUUUGUUUCACUUAUUUUCGAGAGCUUUUCAUAUGUGUAUCAGCGCAGCAGUGGCCUUGGUCUGUACACGAUUGACCGAGUCGAAAUUCGGCGAUUCAAGGAAGCCUGGUCCCAUUUUGAUCCUCGCGGUUCCGGAUUCAUUUCAAAAGAACAGUUUCCGAGACUUUUAGGAGAAUUAUCCGGGCUGUUCGAUAUGCGCAUUUACAAUGGUGAUUUUACAGUUAAGAGAAUUCUAGAACAAUGUCGAAUGGGUUCUGGUCGUCAGGAGUCUUUCAUUUCUUUCAAUCCCAACGAGAGCGCGAAUACCGACGAGGUUGAUAUUUCGAAGCUAGCUCGGAUCAUUGAAAACAUUUCAGUCAAGGAGGUUCGAGCUCGGCGAAAGCAAUUGAACGCCUUCUACGAAGAAGUGCUAGUGUCUGCUGAUCCCGAACGAGGAGUUUCGUUUUCUAUGUGCUUGAUGAUCCUUGCUCACUACAAAAUCAUUGUUGAUAGCAAAAGUUUGCGGCUGGAAGAGUUUCUCCGUCGUCGUACGCGGCUUCAGCGGGUUGAAGAAGCUGUUCGGCGAAAUACUGUCAUUGGCUUCUUUGAUACUCUCUACUGGUCUCGCCGCUUUCGUAGGCGCAUCGAGGAGCGGAAGACUGCUCGCCUUUCGACCAUUCCCCAAUUCUCGAUACCAGAAAUCUUUGUUGAGGAUCAGACAGAGCUUAUUGAUCAUGAGAAUGAUGGUAAUAAAGAUAAAGGGGAUGGGCAAUCUGUCCAAAAGCCGACCCCGAUUAUGUGGCCAUCGGUAGUCUCACCAACAUCAAGUGCAAUGUCGGUUACCAGCUCUCCUACUCGACCAUCUUUGCAUAUCGACACCAGCGGUGUACGAGAUGAAGCACCCAGUGAAUGGUCAAGGAUCGGUGCAUCCUUAUCACCACGGCAGACAAAUGACUUUGAUGCUGAGUUCCGAAGCCGUUCUGAAUCUUUGGGUGGCCAGUCAUCGCAAAGCGACGGCCAUUCGCGCGAGGAAAGUGUCAUUGUGCAAGACAUGAUGCAGAGCCUUGGUGAUUCAGCUUGGGGUCAGAGUAUUCGCAGAAGCUUUACGCAGCGACGAUCAGGUGACCAUGAGUAA
Messenger RNA from Talaromyces atroroseus, 6177 nucleotides. RefSeq lists its product as hypothetical. Gene Ontology annotation, cellular component: voltage-gated calcium channel complex; membrane. Gene Ontology annotation, biological process: calcium ion import across plasma membrane. The record is from RefSeq and is a predicted model, not a curated record. Lineage: Eukaryota; Fungi; Ascomycota; Eurotiomycetes; Eurotiales; Trichocomaceae. Gene Ontology annotation, molecular function: calcium ion binding; high voltage-gated calcium channel activity. Bases 1 to 6177 code for a protein of 2058 amino acids. The transcript has 5 exons.